AUGAAUAAAUUUUCAGCGUUCAUGUCAUCGAAUGACUCAGACGACGUGAAGCCGAACAUCUUGUUAUUGAACGGAGCUGAAGAGAAACCGAACACGCUUGAAGUCAGCAAAAGGCCCGUACCUCCUCCAAGUCGACCAUUUCACGUGGUCGUUGCUCCAGGACGGGCUAGGGAGGUACCUCAUAUGCCAAGGGAGGUUAAGCCUGCCCUUGAUAUUCAGUUUCCAUUGGCACCAUAUCGCCAAACUCCAGGACCCAUCAAAACGUCGCAGACCUACCUGCGAACACUUGUCCUAGAGCGCUGGGAUGCAGAGAUUAGGCUGUGUGAUGAGUCAUGCAGAGCGCAGCUCUCAGAGCACAUACAAGGUCCUGUUGCUCACCAAAAUUUGGUGCGGGAGAUGAUAACGGUGCGAUGGAAUGCUGAAAAAAAGCGGUGUGAGGAGUCACGCAAGGUUCAACUGUUGGAGCUCUUACUUGUGGCUCAUGGCAUUACUACCCUAGCUUAG
This is a messenger RNA of Suillus subalutaceus, 504 nucleotides long. RefSeq lists its product as uncharacterized. Bases 1 to 504 code for a protein of 167 amino acids. The transcript has 3 exons. The record is from RefSeq and is a predicted model, not a curated record. NCBI's taxonomy places the organism in Eukaryota, Fungi, Basidiomycota, Agaricomycetes, Boletales, Suillaceae.